AUGGAAAAAGUAGAAUUGGCAAAAGAGAUCGCUGAUGUCAACUAUGAAUCGACUGGGCAACUGAAUGAAUUCACUGAGCGCACAUCGUGGCCACAUGAAGUGCUGUGCAUGAGUUUGAGCGAGCUUAGAAACUGCUUGAGCACCCUAGUUGCGAUGGCUGAAGAUGAAAAUGUGCCUGUGGCUUCUGUCGAUGACGAGUCGUUUUCUGCUAUUAUAUGUACUGAUCUUGUGUUGAUUAGUGAGUCUAAUGAGGGUCUAUCGCAAACUGGCACGGAAAAAUCGCAAGGUUCAAAAGAUAAUAUUAUACGGAUUGAUAAGGAAAAUUGUCGCACCGAUGAGUACUUAACGAGAGAAUUGAAAGACAGUGAGGUAAUCCAUUCUAAAAAGCGUCCAUUCAACUACAACGAAGCUAGUCAAAAGCUUCAGUCAAGUGAGCUUAGACAACGAAAGAUCUGUGUAGCGUUAUCACAAUCUUUCAGCUUUACACCUGUCUGCAAAACCACCACUCUAAGCGUGUUUGGAUCGCCAUCCCUUGACUCCCUCGCGCCUUCUGACAAGGACGGUCGUACAGCUAGAGGAGAGAUAAGUAUAAUUCUGAAAGCUCCACUAUGCGUGAACGCAUGGACCAGGCUUUCGAAGCUUUAUGUGAUGUGCCAAGAAUUAUGA
Molecule: messenger RNA, 666 nt
Organism: Cylicocyclus nassatus
Lineage: Eukaryota; Metazoa; Nematoda; Chromadorea; Rhabditida; Strongylidae
Source: the annotation of a GenBank genome assembly